Danio rerio (zebrafish) is the source of this 3132-nucleotide messenger RNA. Its product is annotated as zgc:113176. The record is from RefSeq and is marked validated. Gene Ontology annotation, cellular component: nucleus. Lineage: Eukaryota; Metazoa; Chordata; Actinopteri; Cypriniformes; Danionidae. Gene Ontology annotation, biological process: regulation of DNA-templated transcription; DNA-templated transcription. Gene Ontology annotation, molecular function: DNA binding.
AGAAGGCUGUUAUCAUACAUCCACACGGUUAAUCAGCAACACUCGUAAAGAAGACUCCAGAACGUCGCGACCGCGCAGUUUUUCCACUUGACAUUUUCGGGUUGCAAAGAGUUUUGUGGUUGAAGAUGGCCAAAAGAGAGAGAACGCAUAUUAACCCAGAGCAGAGGGAGACCUUGAUAUCUUUUUUUCAGGAGGGAAUGAAGCAUGUGGGCUCACCAUUGAUAACAAGAGCUGCAUCAGCUAUGGGUUUGGACACCAGUGUCAUAGAAAACUGGAUCGGUAAUUACAAAAGAUCUCUAAUCUUAAAAGAUUCCUCAGAGCCCCGACCAUCAAAGGUCAAAGCUCAUAUCAGAGAGCUGUCACCUUAUAAUCUUUUUUGUAGAGAUGUAUUUAGAAAUAAAGGCACAAUGAAUGAUAUUAAGGGCAGGUGGGCCACGCUGGGAGAAGAUGAAAAGCAGAAAUACAUUGAAGAGGCAGCUGCACUGAGGGCACACGGGCAACCCCUUAGCCCUGAAAUGAGGGAUGCCCGAAUUAAAAUGCACCUUAAGAAGCUAAAGUUAGAGGUGUCCAAGCUUGAGGAAUUGGGUGUGGAAACAGCCAUUUUGUCUUUUGACCGCCAAAAAUCCAGCUUGGAGGUGUAUGAACUGAGCAGCAAAGGAGCCACUGAUUUCCUUGACUCAACAGGCACAGUAAACAACUUUGCACCGCAUUUCAAAGCCAGCUCCUCGGCCAUAACACCCAGUACCAAAGAUCAAGUCAGUGUACUGGUAGGAAAAGUGCAAGAUCUGUUCAACCAAAAAUACAAGGAGGCUGGGGGUACUGGAAGGCUCCCCUACCAGUCCCUGAUGAAUCAGGGCAUGACCAUAAAAGUUGCUGGACUGCCCAACAGCCUCACCCUCAGGAAGCCUUCCUUUUAUGGAAGAAACCAAUUGGAAGCCAUUUUGAAAGCUGCUGAGGGGAUUUCGUUUGAAAUAAAUGGAGCACAAUGCAACCCCACUAACAUGGCAGAGGGAACGUCAGAGCACAUGGCUGCAGAAGGUACACCGCAAUUAAAAGAGGAAUCCAUAGAAACACCUGUAGCUAUCAUGAUGACUGGAGAUAAAGGUGCACAGCAGAUGGAAGACGAAUCUUCAGAAACAGCCACUACUGUAGCCAUCAUGAUGACUGAAGAUACAGAUGGAGGCAUGCUGUGCUGUGUCUGCAGUGUCCACAAGAAGGAAAACGCCUCAAAGAAGUGGCGAUCUUGGUCACAGUGCACAAUGUGCCAGUCUUGGUCACACACUGCAUGUGGUUUUGAAAAGAACUUGUGCUUUCACUGCCAGUGUGAAAACGCCAUGCAAAGUUCCUAAACCACUGCAUCAGUGUUAGAAAACAUGCUGUUUUCUUGUUACUUGUUGUUGUUUACUGUAUUGACGGCCCCAACUCAUCUUUAUAAAACACCUGGGGCCUCAUGUAUCAACGCUGCGUACGCACAAAAACCUUGCGUACACCAGGUUUCACGCUCAGAAUCGCUCACGUUUGGAUUUACUAACAAUGAACUGAACGUGGGAAUGUGCGCAGGUUCACGGCAGCUUUAUUGCUGGCAUACGCACAUUUUUUGUGCGUGUCUGUUUUAUUUCCAUUGGCGACUCCUAGAGGCAGUUGUGUUAAAUUGCUCUCUACAAAGUGUCUGAGUCUUGCAAUGGCAGCUGUAUGAGACGGGUUCAGCAGGUAUAUAAGGUUUCCAUACCAUACAGUUGACCAGCUAAAUAUUAAAGCGCAAUUUGCAGCAGUCGCCUGUUUUCCCAAUGUAAUCUGAGCAAUCUACCGCACGCACAUUGCUAUAAAGACACUAUCUGAAGAUGAAUUUGCAUGCGUGAAUCAGAAACAUUUCCGUUCAAUAAAUGUGCAAAUAAAAUAUGAUGCUUAUUGAUAUGAACUUAUUGAUGAUUCCAACUUGUCUUUCUCGUGAUAAAUAGUUGGCAAAAUCUGAUAUGUAGCGGGGGAAAAAACAAGAAAGAGUUCAUCAGACGCUGGAUUCAAGCCGAGUUCAUGCUCGAACGUGUCUAUUCAUGAUCACAUGCGUCUAACGAGUAGCGCCACUGAAACUGUUAAGCGUCCUGCAACAUUUUACAGAUAUAAACCACACUAUGUCUUUUUUUUUUUAAUUCACUCGGUGCGAUGUUCAGACCCAACUGUGUUAACCGCUUCAGCUAAACUCUCCCACUCUAUUUUUUCUUUUGUUGUUAAUUCCGGAGAACAAACUUGCAAAUAACACCGCUUUUCUCCGGUCUACCUCCGAAAGCAGCACCUCCAAUUCACAUUCUGUUCAAAGUUUCUCUUUUUGCUUGCUUUUUCCGUUGGUUUUUCGUUGGGUUUUGCCAUUAGCAUAGUCAUUAGCAUAUUCAUACGGGGGAGGAGGCAGGGAGGGGUUUUGUGCUCGUGCAUGUUGCGCUCAGUUUCACGUUCAUUCAGAUGUACAAAAGAAUAUGCGUGAGAUUCGGCGUACGCAGUGUUUCAUACAUCUGAAAUUUUUUCUGCGUACGCACAUUUACAGCUUUGUGCGUACACAAUGUUUUAGUAAGAUUUCCACGCAAGUCUUCGUACAUGAGGCCCCAGGGCUUAUUUUGUGCUGGAACACACCGGAUCCUGAUCCGGCAUCUCCUCCAAUGUUCGCUGUUCAAUUUAACUUGUUUCCGUGACUCCCGACCCUUUUCAUUUUCGUCCGCAACAAACCCAUCAAUGCAACCCCCCUGGUCUUCACUUUUGUCUGCAACAACCCUACUCUAUUCAACGCCCCGCCAUUUUCCCCCACCCUCUUCACUUUCGUGCACCUCUACAUCCUCGGGUAACAUGUUGGAUCCAUUACCCCAAUCUGUUCCAGGAGCUCUCAAUUCACAAAUUAAGUCCGGCAAAACACACAAAAUACAUAUAUACACAUUUUUAAAUGUAAUUUUUUUAUCUUUUUCCAUUAAAAUAUACUUUAUAUGAAUCUUGCUGCAAAUUUAUUGUAAUGAUUACACAUGUAAGAAUAUAACUGUGAUCUUAUUCUUUUCAAUCAUCCUGAUUUCUUUUAUUUUUUGUUGUAUUUUGUCGAUGUGGUCCCCUUUAAUCUGGGCCCUGUGUGGAGCAAUAAAUUUAUAUUGUACUGAA